This is a messenger RNA of Piliocolobus tephrosceles (Ugandan red Colobus), 1519 nucleotides long. It is a transcript of the gene CFD, whose product is annotated as complement factor D. The coding region runs from base 661 to 1305 and encodes 214 amino acids. The record is from RefSeq and is a predicted model, not a curated record. Gene Ontology annotation, molecular function: serine-type endopeptidase activity. Gene Ontology annotation, biological process: proteolysis. The transcript is spliced from 6 exons. Lineage: Eukaryota; Metazoa; Chordata; Mammalia; Primates; Cercopithecidae.
UGAAACAAAGCUAGGAGACUCUGUGUCUGGUGAAGUUGGGGCCGGGGGGCUGGGGUGGGUGCAGUGCUCCUCUCUGCCUCCUACCCAUCUGAGGAACUGCCCUCCACCCAGGGCCAGCAGGCCGUCAGGCUUACAGAGGCCAGAGGGUCUCCCAGCGACUUGUGGACUCUGGUGUGAGUCUGGCAGGAUAACCCAGUCCCCAGGAGGGCAGAGGCCAGGCGGGCGGGUUCCCCUUUCCCCAGCUGGGCCGCUGCCCACCCAGCGGACAGGGCCCCUGGGAGACUCCUGCCCCCUCCACCCUUAUAAAAGCACGCCAAGAGCCCCGCCUGGGUCAGUGUCUCAGCCACAGCGUCUUCACCAUGCACAGCUGGGAGCACCUGGCAGUUCUGGUCCUCCUAGGAGCGGUCGCCUGCGCCCCUCCAGGCGGGCAGGAACGGGGUGUCUCUCCUCACCAAUGGAAGGCUCUGAACGCUGAGAAAUUCUAGAAGAUUCGGAUUGGAAAUUGGCACUUUCUGGAAUCAGCUUUUCUUGCAGACAGAGUCUGGAUGUCUGCGUGGAAAACGGUUCUGCCUGGCUGACUGGGCUGGCCCCGGCACUGCAGCUCAGCCCCGCGGUCGGAUCCUGGGCGGCAGAGAGGCCGAGGCCCACGCGCGGCCCUACAUGGCGUCGGUGCAGGUGAACGGCGAGCACCUGUGCGGCGGCGUCCUGGUGGCCCAGCAGUGGGUGCUGAGCGCGGCGCACUGCCUGGAGGACGCGGCCGACGGGAAGGUGCAGGUUCUCUUGGGCGCGCACUCCCUGUCGCAGCCGGAGCCCUCCAAGCGCCUGUACGACGUGCUCCGCGCAGUGCCCCACCCGGACAGCCGGCCGGACACCAUCGACCACGACCUCCUCCUGCUGCAGCUGUCCGAGAAGGCCACGCUGGGCCCUGCUGUGCGCCCCCUGCCCUGGCAGCGCGUGGACCGCGACGUGGAGCCGGGCACUCUCUGCGACGUGGCCGGCUGGGGCAUAGUCAGCCACGCGGGCCGCCGCCCGGACCGCCUGCAGCACGUGCUCUUGCCAGUGCUGGACCGCGCCACCUGCAACCGGCGCACGCACCACGACGGCGCCAUCACCGAGCAUAUGAUGUGCGCGGAGAGCAAUCGCCGGGAUAGCUGCAAAGGCGACUCCGGGGGCCCGCUGGUGUGCGCGGGCGUGCUCGAGGGCGUGGUCACCUCGGGCUCGCGAGUUUGCGGCAACCGCAAGAAGCCUGGGAUCUACACGCGCGUGGCGAGCUAUGCGGCCUGGAUCGACAGCGUCCUGGCCUAGGGCGCUGGGGCCUGCAGGUCGUGGUCACCCGAGCAAUAAAGUCCUGAGCAAUAAAGUCAUCCACUCCUGCAUCUGGUUGGUCUUUAUUGAGCACCUACUAUAUGCAGAGGGGGAGGCCGAGGUGGGAGGAUCACUGGAUCUCAGGAGUUCGAGAUCAGCCUGGGCCACAUAGCGCGACUCCAUCUCUACAAAAAAAUAAAAGAUUAGCUGGGCA